AUGGUAUUAAUUACAAGAUAUUUACCAUCAGUAACAGAUAAUAAUCAACCAGCAUUAGAAGGUCAAAGUAAAGAUCAAAUUGUUGAUACAGUUAUUACAAGUACUACAGUUGGUAUUAUUAAUCAAUUAACAAUGUUAGUUGCACAUUCCAAUAGUAUUUUCACAGCUUUAGCUAAUGAUGCAAAUUUGGUAACACAAAGAAUUGAGAAAUUAGGAUCUAGAAUUAGACCACUCAUUCAAUCAAUACCAUCGAUUGAAGAUUAUCAUAGAAAUACAUCAAUCGAUACAAUGAAUAGUAAACCAAGAGCAGAGUUUCAUGCUGAUAACAGUGAAAGAAAUCAACAUUUUACUCAUGCCUCAAUACCGGCAUCAAUCAAUACUGUCUAUGAAAAAUGUAAACCACCACCAAAUCUUCAAUUAUUGGACCCAUACAUGGACGAUGGUCAAAAAUCAUUAAAACUCUACACCAAUCCAGACUUUUUCAUGGAUGAAUGGGUUGCUGAACAACAAAAACUUCAUGAAGAGGCCAGACAAAGAAAACGUGAGCGUAGAGAAGCACGUUUAAAGAAAAAAGGUGAAAAGAAUGAAGUAGAGGUUAAAAAAGUUAAAUCCGUUACAAAGGUACGUUAUGAUCCUGUAACUGGUGAGAAAAUUACUAUCAAUAUUGAAAGUCCACACACUUCAUCACCACAAAUUCAACAUCAAUCCAACAACACCGCCACUCCACAACAUACCACCCAACACUUUGGUACCAAUCAAUACCAAGCACCACCACCACCACCAUUAUCUCAAUCUUCACCAUCUCAACAACAUUCACCAAUCAAUUCCUAUACUCCACCUCCACCACCAUUAAAUACAAGCACCCCUUCACCAUCCUCUUCAUUCCAAGGUAGACCACCUUCAACUGGUUUCAAUACUCCACCACCACCAAUGUCAAAUAAUAAUAAUAUGCCACCACCACCACCAAUGCAACAAAAUGGUGGAGCUGCAAACAAUCGUUUAUCAGUCCAUAACUCGGCUCCAAUUGUUGCUGCUCCAGCUCCACCACCACCACCACCACCACCUUCAGCACCUGCCCCACCACCACCUCCAAUGGCUAAAGCUGGUGGAGGUGCCUCUGACAUUAAACCAAAAGCAUCCGGUGCUCGUUCAGAUCUUCUCUCUUCAAUUAUGCAAGGUAUGGCAUUAAAACCAGCUGAAGAACGUAAGGUUGCUGAAGCUCCAAAGAAAGAAGAAGCAUUGAAUGUAGCUGAUAUUCUCGCUAGACGUAUUGCUUGGGCUGGUGAUAGUGAUUCCUCUGAAGAUGAAUCUGAUGAUUCUGAUUGGGAUUAA
Dictyostelium discoideum AX4 is the source of this 1332-nucleotide messenger RNA. RefSeq lists its product as hypothetical. Gene Ontology annotation, molecular function: actin binding. The record is from RefSeq and is a predicted model, not a curated record. Gene Ontology annotation, biological process: actin cytoskeleton organization. Gene Ontology annotation, cellular component: cytoskeleton; filopodium tip. Lineage: Eukaryota; Evosea; Eumycetozoa; Dictyosteliales; Dictyosteliaceae. The transcript has a single exon. Bases 1 to 1332 code for a protein of 443 amino acids.